This is a messenger RNA of Trichomonas vaginalis G3, 269 nucleotides long. RefSeq lists its product as uncharacterized. The record is from RefSeq and is a predicted model, not a curated record. Lineage: Eukaryota; Parabasalia; Trichomonadida; Trichomonadidae. The transcript has a single exon. The annotation marks the transcript as partial.
AUGGACGCACAGAACUUAGCGAAUGCACAGCAACCUGGACAACCAAACCCAGAGAAUAUUCCAAAUGAAGUUAGAAUACAAACUGCAAUGGCAAACUAUGGUCAAGUACCAACAGAUGUACAAAUGCAAACUGCCAUGUCAAAUGACGCUGCGUUAGGUUUGCCACCAUGGUAUGCAAAUAUGAGAUGGAAAGAGUUUUAUACAAACCCUGAAGUGGAUAUAAACAACUUUAUGCAGAUGACGCGAACACAGGAGUUGACCCAGAAUAU